AUGGAGCCCCCAUCGAUUGUUAGUACUAACCAGAGCAAAACCAGAGGAAGACUGGUUGAUGAAUUUUCUCGUACAUCAGUUCCUUCAAUCUGGGCUAUAGGAGAUGUUAGUCCUAGACUGAACCCGACUCCAGUUGCUUUGAUGGAGGGAGGGGCAUUAGCCAAAACACUUUUUCUGAAUGACCCAACAAAACUUGAUUACAGAUUUUUCUCCUUUCUUGUUGUGAUGGUUAUGUACCAACACGAAAUUCUGGAGUAUUUUAGUUUACCUGCACGAACAAGGAAUUCCAAGAAAAGGGUGAUGAUAACAAUAUCAGAGUAUUCUUGCACAACCCCAUUGUUAGAAGCUUUAGCAGGAGCGGACUACCGAGAUGCAGUUACAUCUUUCCUACAGUUUAAUAGUUGCAUUGCACCUGUGGUAUUAAGCAAUGGUCAUCGGAUGAGACAGCCUGAAAAGGUUGGAGAAAAGGCAAUCAAAUCAUCAUUAACCAAUGGUGAGAAACAAACGUUUCAAUGGCUGAAAGCUACUGAUCUUAACUAUCCUUUAUAG
Messenger RNA from Prunus armeniaca (apricot), 549 nucleotides. NCBI's taxonomy places the organism in Eukaryota, Viridiplantae, Streptophyta, Magnoliopsida, Rosales, Rosaceae. The record is from the annotation of a GenBank genome assembly.